AUGAGGAUUUCUGCUUUGCAUAACAGCGCUGUCAGCAUGGUGGUGUGUGCAGCUGGCCUCGCCAUCUACUACUCAUCAGGCCCUGUAACAGAGAAGUGUAUCAUGAAGAUGGACGAAGUGCUUAUGAAGGAUGAUGAAAAGGGAGCACGGAUGUUGCGCCUGAAGGAACGUUUGCAGGGCAAGAGUUUUCUCACCUUCAUCAUCAUCCUCACCAGCUUUGUGGCGUUUUGGCCAACCAAUUGGCUUCUCUCAUUCACAUACACCAUAGCUAAGUAUGACGAGAUUGAGCUUACCACCGACCAUUUGUAUUGGGCUGUUCUCACAUUCGCGUUAGCCAAGACAAUUUCGGCGCUCAUCCGCUACUUGUCUCACCCCACAAAACUGUUUUCCAACGGAGUGCACCUAUGGAUACAUCUCUGCUGGUUUUACGGCACCACGUUGGCAGCAGGUGCAGCAGUUUUCUGGGCCGUCGCCCAAGAUGUGUUAUUGGUUUACAUGUACAAGGCUGCAAUGCUCAUCCAACACCAACAGGGUCCCGACAUCAUCUUGGUGGACGGCGUUCCCAAACACUUCAACGUCUUUACUGGUCCAAUGGCCGACUUUUUGCUUGAAGGCGUUUUUUCACACAAACGCGGCUCUGCGCUUACUUUCCUCCUUCACGAACAGUUAAAGCUCUACGAGAAGGUCAUUGACGAUUCUCUUUGGAUCGUCUUGCUCUGGGUCGCCGUUUUGUUCCCAUUCUGCAAAGGUGUCGCUGUCUACUUCACCUUGCGCGGGAAGAACACGGAGUAA
Candidozyma duobushaemuli is the source of this 792-nucleotide messenger RNA. RefSeq lists its product as uncharacterized. The coding region runs from base 1 to 792 and encodes 263 amino acids. Lineage: Eukaryota; Fungi; Ascomycota; Pichiomycetes; Serinales; Metschnikowiaceae. The record is from RefSeq and is a predicted model, not a curated record. The transcript has a single exon.